AUGCAAUUUACUCUGCUGUUCCUACUGCUUCGAUUCGCAGCCACUUGGGCUAGCUGUGCUCCGGAUGAGUUCGCCUGUAGUACAGGCGGACAGUGCAUUCCUCGUAUCAAAUGGCAGGACGACGUUGAGGAUUGCUGGGAUGGCAGCGACGAACGUGAGUUCUUCCUUCUUUUCAUUGUUCUACGCGCUAUUGCAGUACGAUUCUUGUUGAUCCGCUUGUCUCUGUCAGUCAAUCCUUUUCUUGUGGUCCCUCCUCUGAGUUCGGUGAUUUGUAGUGUGCGUGUGCAGUCAACUCAUUCUUCUCUACUGUACUGUGCCGUCUCUAGUUCGCUCCUUGAAGGUCGCCUACCCGCAAUUACCCCUUUCUGGCACACAUGCAUGCCUCCCAACGAGAGAAGACGGCCAACCCGAACCGUCGACCUCGAGAGGAGGACCGAGCAAUGA
Necator americanus (New World hookworm) is the source of this 444-nucleotide messenger RNA. RefSeq lists its product as uncharacterized. The record is from RefSeq and is a predicted model, not a curated record. The transcript has a single exon. Gene Ontology annotation, molecular function: protein binding. NCBI's taxonomy places the organism in Eukaryota, Metazoa, Nematoda, Chromadorea, Rhabditida, Ancylostomatidae. The coding region runs from base 1 to 444 and encodes 147 amino acids.